CAGCACAAAAGCAAACAGGGAAGCUUCACUGUCCUGCUCCCAAACUACCUUCACUCGCUUUUCACUGCACACUCGUCCGCCGGCUUCUUCCAGCCUUUUUUUUCUUCCUAUUUAUGAAAACGUCACUUCAAGUCCCUCCCUGUUUGAAUCUCAUUAGUUUCUUGUGUGUUUCUCCCUGUCAAUAAUCCUGAAUCCAGACUCUCUCUAUUUCCAUCCCUCUCUAUCUGUCAAUCAGCGCCGCCUUUGAACUGAAAACCACUCCGACCAACUUCAACUCACUCAAUCCGAGCGGCUCAGCUCCAUCUCCGGCUUCUUUUUCUGCCAAGAUUCCCCUCUUUUUAGUUUGUACUAACCGCCAGUGCUUGGAAAACGCCAAUACAGACCCUAAACUUAAACUCGGAUUCUAGAUCACAAAGAUCAAGGGUUUAAAACUUUGUGUUUUUGCCCCCCAAAAUUGCUCGGGAAAAUGCCGCAGCUCAACGGCGGUGGAGGGGACGAUUUGGGUGCGAACGAUGAAAUGAUUUCCUUCAAAGACGAAGGGGAACAGGAGGAAAAAAUAUCGGAGAACUCUUCGGCAGAAAGGGAUUUAGCAGAUGUCAAAUCUUCUCUUGUAAAUGAAUCAGAAACGAAUCAAAACAGCUCUUCGGAUUCGGAGGCGGAAAGACGGCCUCCGCCUAGAUCUGAAACUUUCAGAGACAAAACAAGAGAAAGUUUAGAGGAGGCUGCGAAACGGCAAGAUGGAGGGUUGUUCAAGAGCCCACCGUACCCGGGCUAUCCAUUUAUAAUGAUCCCCGAUCUUACAAGCCCGUACCUUCCGAAUGGAUCUCUUUCUCCAACUGCACGCACAUACCUACAGAUGAAAUGGCCCCUGCUAGAUGUUCAACCAGGAGGUCUGCAAAGUAGACAAACACUUAAAGAUGCCAGGUCCCCUUCACCGGCACACAUCGUUGGGCCCUUCUGCUUGGAAUUCCCCGGACAGUCAGAUCUGAGCCUUCACCAAUUUCAGUUGUCUAAUAAGGUCCCCGUGGUACAGCACCCUCACCAUGUGCACCCGCUCACACCUCUGAUCACCUACAGCAAUGAGCACUUCACACCAGGCAACCCCCCACCACACCUACAGACAGAUGUGGAUCCCAAAACAGGAAUACCAAGGCCUCCACAUCCUCCAGACAUAUCUCCCUACUACCCUCUAUCGCCUGGCACUGUCGGCCAGAUACCCCAUCCACUGGGAUGGUUAGUUCCACAGCAAGGUCAACCUGUUUAUCCAAUCACGACAGGGGGUUUCAGACACCCUUACCCAACUGCGCUCACUGUUAACGCAUCCAUGUCAAGUCUUCUCUCCUCCAGAUUCCCCCCUCACAUGGUGCCCCCCCACCACAGUUUGCACACCACGGGCAUCCCCCACCCAGCCAUUGUCACACCCAACGUCAAGCAGGAGUCCUCACACAGCGACAUUGGCUCCCUCAACAGCUCUUUCCCUCUCCCCCUGUCUCUCCUGCUCCACAGGAAACACGCUGACUCAAAAAAAGAGGAGGAAAAGAAGAAGCAGCCACACAUAAAGAAGCCUCUGAACGCCUUCAUGCUGUAUAUGAAGGAGAUGAGGGCCAAGGUUGUGGCUGAGUGCACGUUGAAGGAGAGUGCCGCCAUCAACCAGAUCCUGGGCCGAAGGUGGCACGCCCUGUCACGGGAAGAGCAGGCCAAGUACUAUGAGCUGGCCAGGAAAGAGCGACAGCUUCACAUGCAGCUCUACCCAGGCUGGUCAGCACGAGACAACUAUGCGGGUAACCAACAGGGGAAAAAGAAGAAGAGAAAAAGGGAUAAGCAGCCAGGAGAGGGCAAUGAACACAGAGAAUAUUUUCCAAACCCUUGCCUUUCACUUCCUCCGAUUACAGACCUGAGUGCUCCUAAGAAGUGUCGAGCGCGCUUUGGGCUCGAUCAGCAGAAUAACUGGUGUGGCCCGUGCAGGAGAAAAAAAAAGUGCAUUCGCUACAUCCAAGGUGAAGGCAGCUGCGCCAGUCCUCCGUCUUCGGACGGAAGCAUACUAGACUCCCCCCCUUCCUCCCCUUGCUCGGUGGCCCCCUCCCCCUCCUCUAAGGAGUCCAAACCUCAGACUGAACAAAUGCAACCUCUCUCACUGACUAUGAAACCGGCCCACCAGCCUCUCCACCACCCGCACCUCCUGGCUGGGCUCGCCCCUCCUCCUCCAUCUUUGGUUCUUCUGGAAAACACUGCUGCACCUGUGGCCCGAAAAACGCCCAGUGCCACCCACAACGGAGCCCUGGAGCACAGUGACGUCUCGUCCUCGCGGCCGCCGGGCUCCUCAGUGGUGUCCUCCCUAGCCCGGCAGUCAGCAGGGCUGUGUCAUUCCCACUCACUCCUCCCCAACUCUACCACCCCUCAGCCUCUGUCACUUGUGACCAAGUCUAUAGAAUAGUAUCUUCCUUUUCACAUGUCCCGUUCCCUUUUUUUCUAACUCUGCACAGCUCUUAUCUGGGCCCUCUUUCCUCUUUGUCUGCUCUGUUCAUAAUCUUUUUUUUUUUGUUUCUGUGCCAUACGGCUUUGAAAAUGUGUUCUUAUUUUAUCAAAGUUCAUUGGUCAAUAUUUGACCCAUCAUUGAAAAAUUAUUAUUAUAAAGAAAUAAAACAAUGAGCUGUAGUGUAGCUUGUGAAUUUGCCAAAAUGUAUCUUUUUUUUGUUAUGUAGCUCAACUUAAAACAGGUUUAACAGACUGAUAUAAAAAGGUAGGCUAGAUUAUUUGAUGAGCCCUUUUCUUGAAAGAGUUGGUUCUCCAUCAUUAUUUGUAUUAAAUACGAGCUUUUGAACCAAUCAUUUGACACCUAUUCAAAUCCUGGAGGGCAUGAGGAUCUCAACGAGGGCACGAGGGCACCUCUCAACGAGGAAUAACUUUGUGACAUUAAUUGUUCUUGUUUAAAUGUACAGAAAUAUUGGGGGGGGGGGGUACUGUGUUUAAUAUGCAUUGUUCCAUUGCGUUGUCUUUUUUAUUUUUGUUGUUUACCUUUGGGGAUGGAGUCAGGGUGGGUGAAUUUGGAGAGAAGGCAAGGGGGUGGGGCUGUUGAGGGUGGGUGGGGGUUGUGGGUAUUCAAUACAAAAUGUCACAACGCUAGGACCAGUAGUAUUUAUUGCUUUAGAGAUUGCUUGUUGUAUCUUGUAUGUUGUCCCUUUUUAAAUAUUCUUUUCUUAACACAUUGUAAAAAUAUUUUUUCUUAACGUAAGCAACUUAUAUAUCAAAUGAUCCAUUUUUAUGAGGACACAAAUUACAAGUUCACUUUCUUCACUGAAAACUUGGAUUCCACCCAAUGUACUGUGUAGAUCUUGCAGAAGUAUGCACAACUUAAUUUCAAGAAAUACGUCUAUAAGCCAUUUUACAAAAGAAGAAAAUAAAUCUUGAAACUACAGACAGUGGGUAACGUGUCUUCGGUGUAGUUGGAAAAGUGUUCAAAGCCCUUCUUUUUUAUUACAGUCCAUCUCUAUCAGACUGUACAGAUUUGUGUACAGAUUUUCCGUGCCAAAUUUUGUGAUAAUUUCCUCUCCCCUCCUAACCACGUUGUCGGGUUCUUUUUUUAGUUGUUUUUUUAUUUUACACUAUUCUUUGCUGUGACGUUACAUAGAUUGCUAUGUAUGUAGUAUAAAUGUUGCUAUAACAAAUGUGUUUGGUAGCAGAUUGUCAAAUAUAAAAAUUUAAACUGAAUAAAAAGGCGGACUUGAUGCUGUAUAAAACCCACAAGGGCCAAAUUAUGUAUAUUAGGAGGUUCAUAAAAAAAUUUAAUAAAAACAAAAAAAUACACAAACUGCCACUUUUAAGUACACUACUACAUAUAGGUAGAUAGAAAAAAAAUAGGCAUGUUGAUGUUGCAAGAGGCUGUAAAAAAAUAAAAAUAAAGCUACAAAAGAAUCACACCCGGUGCCAUUGUAGUUGACAUGACGCAACUGUAACCUGUCAAUUUCUUCUCUGGUUUAUUAAGAUGCUAAUGAUGAAUAGUUUGAAUGUUUCCUUAACGGCUGUGAUGUUCCUGUUCUAUUUUAUGCUCUUUAUCUUCUUUUGUUUUGUUUCUAUUUUUUCCCUGUUAUUUCAAAUGGUUCCAAUACCAUGUUUUUGUAAUGAAUAAAUGUUUAUGCUGUACAGUCUCUGUAGCAUGCAGUUCUGUAUUAAUAAAAGCGACUUAGUAUGUGCAGAUCAAA
Messenger RNA from Hypomesus transpacificus, 4199 nucleotides. It is a transcript of the gene tcf7l2, whose product is annotated as transcription factor 7 like 2. The record is from RefSeq and is a predicted model, not a curated record. Gene Ontology annotation, molecular function: RNA polymerase II cis-regulatory region sequence-specific DNA binding; DNA-binding transcription factor activity, RNA polymerase II-specific. Gene Ontology annotation, biological process: canonical Wnt signaling pathway; regulation of transcription by RNA polymerase II. The transcript is spliced from 15 exons. The coding region runs from base 467 to 2434 and encodes 655 amino acids. Gene Ontology annotation, cellular component: beta-catenin-TCF complex; catenin-TCF7L2 complex. NCBI's taxonomy places the organism in Eukaryota, Metazoa, Chordata, Actinopteri, Osmeriformes, Osmeridae.